Molecule: messenger RNA, 1605 nt
Organism: Paramecium tetraurelia
Lineage: Eukaryota; Ciliophora; Oligohymenophorea; Peniculida; Parameciidae
Exons: 6
Source: RefSeq, a predicted model, not a curated record
AUGCAAAAACUCAACACCUACGAGGCAACUCCUUGGGUAGCAGGAUAUCAAUGUUGCAUCGUCAUCUACACUUUCAUAAGUUUUGGACUUAUUUUGGUUUCAGUGUUCAAUUAAUCAAUACUCAUGGAUUCUGCACCUCAAUUUUAUUCAGAUUGGGAUAAUAAAUUUGUGGAAGACCUAAAAAUCGGAGAAUCCUGCCAAGAAGGCUAUCUUAACUUGUUAAAUUUCACAUGGCCUGGUACUGAACUUGGAUGUGAUUGUACAUAAUCGAAUGGAACUGGCACAUACAAAUAUUAGAAUUAUUAUUAUAUGGAAUGCAGCGAGUUUAUGCUAGCUGAGAAUUGCCAACCAGUUGAACCAAUCUACGAAAUGCAAUUCCACCAUUGGCCUAUUAAUGAUUAAUCUUCGGUUAAAGCUUUCAAAUUAUGUGCCAAACAGAGCACUGAAACUGCAAUAGAAGCAUUUCAAAUAGAGGAGGCUAGCGAGGGAUACAAAAAGUGUGGAAAUGUCUAUUAAGUUCCAUCUAAUGAAUUAUGUCCAAUUAGCGAUUUUUCUAUAACGACAGAUACAACUGGAGAGGCAAUCGGAACUACUGGAUUGUAUCUGAAAAUUAAGAGAGUCUAAGAGGAAGAAGUGCCAUUGACUGCAUUUACAAUAGGAUUUAAUUCAAUAUGUUUUUCAGUUUCAGAAAUAAAUUAGUUUUAGUAUUUAGAUAAGAUGAUCAAUUAUAAUUGCUAUGAUAAUGAUGAGAGAUUUGUACGUUUUACUAGUGAUAUGCCUUAUAGUGAUUUACUAAUGGUAAAUGAAAUAAAAAACGAAUAUAAUCAAUUAUAUAAAAAUGCAAUUGUUGAAAGCAGAAAUGUGAAUCUGUUUUACAAGUACCUAACUCAAUUCUAUUACAACUCGUCAUAGUUGUGUUAAGCAGAAGAUCUAGAAUACAUUUACAAUUUGAAUGCAUACAUAAAAGACAAUGUAAUGGAUGUUUAAUUAGCUGCGUAAGUGAUUGUAGGAAUACAAGCAGGAGUGUUCGGAUUCUUAAUUCCAUUAGUAUCAGCAAUAUCUUUGGUCGGUUGCAAUUUUAAAUAUGCUCAUUUGAACAGAAAAAGUUCACUCUAUAAGGACUUGUUUGGAUUCUGGUUGGGAGUCAAGAUGAUAGGUGAGACCCUGUGCACCAUCAUCUUGGCUGCCGAUAUGGGGUAUUAAUAAUAAAUGAUGAACCACUUCUCAGAUUUCAUUAAUGCUGAUUGUUCUGAUAAAUACUCUUUACAGGAGAUGAGUGAUUUCUAUAAUGAAUACGAAAUCAAGGUUUACAAUUAUGUGCUUCUGAAUUUCAUUCUUUGCAUAAUCACUAAUGUCUUUGAUAUCUAUGUCACUUAUCUGAUGUGCAGAGACAAACACAAGGAAGGGAUAUUUUUGAAGAAUAGUGAGACUUCUCACCUUAGAAACAUCACUUCUACUCAUCCUGAAGAUUUGCUCAACAGAACCAAGGUACAACCUUAAUCAGAAAUAAAAUAACAACAACGAGACAGUCAACAGAAACGACAAUUUGAUGAUGUUGAAAUACCAGGCGAUGACAUGCCCAAACCACAUAAACCUGAGAAUUGA